UGCAUCUCCCUCUGCAAGUCAACGGUUGUUUUGAAUAAAUCACAACCGACAUGCACUUCGCUUCCAAAUGCGGAUUUCAUGAUCAUAAAAGUAUAAAAGUGGAUUUCAUGAUCAGCAACUCUUCCACUGUAAUGAGUUAGCAAUCAAAGAAGAGAAAAGCCCAAACAUGAUUUUCCAAAAGGAGUACCUUGAUUUGGUGUUAGUACCAAGUGGGUUGCUCCUCAUGUUUGGGUACCAUCUCUACAUUCUCCACAAGUACCUCCAUUGCCCUAACACCACAAUCUUUGACUUUGAGUACAAUGACAAGAAAGAUUGGGUUGAUAAAGUCAUCAAGAUGCCAAAGAAGGAUAAUGCUCUAACCGUGCUUGGAUCCAACACAAACGCGGCAACUUUCCUCGCAUCAGUCUCUCUGACUCUGAGCUCUCUCAUCGGCGCAUGGAUCGCAAACAACUCAAGCAUCUUCCAAAGUCAGUUGAUCUACGGUGACACAAGAUCAUCCACCAUGUCUAUCAAGUAUAUAAGCCUCUUGAUAUGCUUCAUCUUGGCAUUUUCAUGUUUCAUUCAAUCAGCAAGGUGUUUUAUCCAUUCAAACUACCUUCUGAGUGCUCCAGAUAGCAACAUACCUCUGAAAUAUGUGGAAUUGGCAGUCACAAGGGGUGGUGAUUUUUGGUCACUUGGGCUUAGAGCUCUCUAUUUUGCCAUUAAUAUGUUGCUAUGGUUUUUUGGGCCUAUACCCAUGUUUGCUACCUCAGUGGUGAUGGUGUUGCUCCUCUAUUACCUGGACACCAACACAACUUUGUUGCAUCGACUCAAAUAUCCUGAGAAGCGGUCAAUUCACCUUUGAGUACCUCAAGAGAGGGGUUAGAGAUCCUCUGUCCCCAAAUAUCUUUACUUCCUGUCCCAAUUCAUUUAUAAUCAUUAGAUAUGUUUUGAGAUUUUUACACAUUAAAAUUCUCACAUGAUCUAAUGAUUAUAAUGGAUUGCGACAUGAUGACAGGAAUUUAGAGGAGAGCAUCUCCAGCCUAGGAGAUGUAGAGUUCUAUUUAUGAGGUUUGAAUCACUCUCUUAUUUUGCUCAAUUUGUCUAAAUUAAAUGAACAUUCAAAUUUAUCAAGUUCAUGUCAAUGAAAACAUCAAAUGUAUUUUCUUGUUUAUUGAUGCAAUUAUGUGUACCUAUAUUGUCAAAAAGGCAUUCCCAAUAUAAAUUGGGAUUUAAAGUAAAA
Messenger RNA from Camellia sinensis, 1222 nucleotides. NCBI's taxonomy places the organism in Eukaryota, Viridiplantae, Streptophyta, Magnoliopsida, Ericales, Theaceae. The record is from RefSeq and is a predicted model, not a curated record.